GGAAAUGGCUCAUGUUAGCAAAGUAGACGGUUUCCACAUUAGCACAUUAGCAUCGGUACCUCUUGUAUGUAGUUCACCAUGAAUCCGCUAACGAAGGUGAAGCUGAUCAACGAGCUGAACGAGCGGGAGGCCCACCUCGGGGUGAACGAGUCUGUUUCCUGGCACACUGUGUACAAAGACAGCGCCUGGAUCUUUGUGGGAGGAUUUCCAUACGAGCUGACUGAAGGCGACAUCAUCUGUGUCUUCUCUCAGUACGGAGAGGUCGUCAACAUCAACCUGGUGCGCGACAAGGCGACGGGGAAGUCCAAAGGUUUCUGCUUCAUCUGCUACGAGGACCAGAGGAGCACCAUCCUGGCUGUGGACAACUUCAACGGCAUCAAGAUUAAAGGUCGGACCAUUCGCGUGGACCACGUCAAAGACUACCGUCCUCCCAAAGACCACGAGGACAUCGACGACGUGACCAAACACCUGAGGGAGGAGGGCUGCGCUCCCGCAGCCCCCGAGUCCUCCUCCUCUUCCUCAGAGGAAGAUGAGCAGUACAGCAUACCUGUGAAGAAGCCCAAGAAAGAUAAGAAAGAGAAGAAGAAAAAGAAGAAGGAAAAGAAGGAGAAGAAGAAGGCAGAGAAGGAGAAAGAGAAGAAGAGCCGGGCGACCUCCUCUUCCUCGCCUCCCCCUCCUCUUCAUCGUCCUCCUCCCGCUGCCGUCAGAGUCAAAGAGGAGAAGGAGGACGCUGCCUACGACAAGUACAACCAGAGGGGGGCGCCGCCGGGAGGACAUGAGAACGGGCAGAGAGCGAGGGAGAACGAGAGACUCUGGGCGGAGGAGGAGGGAAGGAGGGAUGAAGACAGGAGGAGGAAUCGUGAGAGGGACAGAGAGGGAGACAGGAGAAGAGAGACAGAUCGGGACAGAGACAGCGAUAGAAGAAGAGAGAUGGACAGAGACAGAAGACGAGAGACAGACAGAGAUGAUGAUAGAAGAAGAGAGACGGAUUGGGACAGAGACAGCGAAAGAAGAAGAGAGACAGACAGAAGAAGAGAGAUGGACAGAGACAACGAUAGAAGAAGAGAGACGGACCGGGACAGAGACGACAGAAGGAGAGAGAUGGACAGGGAUAGAGACAGCAAUAGAAGAAGAUAGACAGACGGAGACCACAGAAGAAGAGAGAUUUCUUAGGUUCCUUGAGUUCAGUGUAAAAUGUCUCUGGACGUCGUCUUCAGGAGGACGUGUCCAACAUGCUCCUGUGUGAAGUGAAAUGUUUGUUGUUGAUUUCAUUUUGUAAUAAAACAGAAAUAUCUUCACCAGUGGAAUCAACAUGGAUUUAAAAUCAGAUUCAUCUCUGAUAUUUUAAAAUUACAUUUUAUUAAGGACUACAGUUACAGAGACUUGGGGGCGUGGCCUCCGAGUGUCAAGCCCCUCCUCUUUACCCUUUACUUUUUUUGUCUCAAAAUCCCUGUUAGUCUAAAUAUAAACUAGAACCACUGACUGUAAAAAUAGAACAAGACGAUAUAAAGAUCAGAACCAGAGAGGAACAAGCUGCACCCGUUUAUUAAAGAAACAUCACAGAACAACGUUACACUGAGAAUGAAGAUUCAGAACAUCCCAACAUCAGCCGUGAGAUCCGGUCGCUCUUCAGUUUCUUGUUUCAGUAGAUUUAAUUUUUAUCAUCCUGCUGCUGUGACAGAAAGAACCUGGUCAUGUGACACGAACUCCACUGAGAGCUGAUUAUUAUCUUAAUUAAUAAGGAAAAAUUCAUUCUUAAAGCCGACUCCCCAGUUCUGAAAACAUAUGAUGUGGUAACACUUCAUUUUAAACGUCUGUAGUUUCUGAAUCAGCUCUAAGACGUUUAAGAUCUGUGUAAUUUUGUAAUAAAUUUAAUGCAAUUUAUUUGAAUUGCAUUAAAUUUCAUUGUCUAUCUCUAUUUUACUGAUAAUUUAUUCUAGAAUAUGAUAAUAACAAUAAUGGUGCUGGUUACUGGUUGGCAAUACAAAAUAUACAAGACCUUUAACGAUGACAUUUAUAAACACCAGGACAGAUCCAAGGAAACAGAAUGAUUCAGAAAUUACAAACUUGUAUUUGUUUACGUUAAAAAUUAAAUGUGCCGAAUUAACUAUUAACCUUUGCAGUUUGCAGUUUACCCACAGAUGUACAGACAACUGACUGAAUAACUGUGGUACUCAAAGAAACUUCAAAACCUCAUGAUUCUCAGGGAAGUUCUCAGGAACACCUGUAUACACCUGUCCACGUCACCUCGCACAGUAUCUUUGCCUCUUCUCCUCCCUGACAGGUGAAGCCAGAUUUUACCUGGGUAAUUACUUUUUUUUCUGUCAGUUUGAUUGAUGGCUCUAAAUACUUCAAUACCCAUGAGCCUCAGCUGCUGUUGCUAUGGGGAUAUGAAUUAAUAAAUGAAUCCCAAACUGCCGGAUCUUCA
Seriola dumerili (greater amberjack) is the source of this 2428-nucleotide messenger RNA. RefSeq names its product RNA binding motif protein, X-linked 2 (gene rbmx2). Gene Ontology annotation, biological process: mRNA splicing, via spliceosome. The transcript is spliced from 6 exons. The record is from RefSeq and is a predicted model, not a curated record. Gene Ontology annotation, molecular function: RNA binding. Bases 79 to 1137 code for a protein of 352 amino acids. Gene Ontology annotation, cellular component: U2 snRNP; precatalytic spliceosome; catalytic step 2 spliceosome. NCBI's taxonomy places the organism in Eukaryota, Metazoa, Chordata, Actinopteri, Carangiformes, Carangidae.